UUGCGGCUUUUGGCCAAAGAGCGCUUUCGCUGUUCAUGGAGGUCUAGUGCUGCUGGGUUAGUGCUGUUGCGAGCCUGGCUAAAAAAACUCUUUUGACCGAUACCACCGAGAGAAAAUGGGCUGCGAAGACGAAGUAAUGAAAAUCGCCAAGCGUUUGGACAAAAUGGCCUCUGGCUCCAGCGACGACCAGACGCAAGCUUUGGAUCUCCUCAAGAAUCUGCAAGAGCUGCCAAUCACGUUGGAGAUCCUCCAGCGGACACGCAUUGGCAUGACAGUCAACUCAUUACGCAAGUCAAGUAACGAUGAAGAAGUAAUCACAUUGGCCAAGGUUCUCAUCAAAAGCUGGAAGAAGCUACUUUCGGGGACACCCAGCUCCAAGGAGGCCCCUGCCAAGGAGCCUGAGCCCAAGCCAAGUGCAUCUGCCAAGCACUCGGCAGCAGCUGCUGGCAGGCCCAAUGCCAAGCAGACCUCCUUCCCCGCUGACACCACAAAUGCUGUGCGGCUCAAGUGCCGUGAACUUCUGAGUAGUGCACUCAAGUGUGAGGAUAUGCCUGAAGAUUGCGACCUGGACGGCCUGGCAGCCAAGAUUGAGGAAAGUAUUUAUAACGAAUUUGGUGAUACAAACAAUAAAUACAAGAACCGGGUGAGAAGCCGUGUCUCCAACCUGAAGGACAGCAAGAAUCCUGCCCUGCGGCUUAACGUGCUGCAUGGUGCUAUUGAACCUGAGCGCAUUGCCCGAAUGACUGCUGAGGAGAUGGCGAGUGAUGACAUGAAGCAGCUGCGGCAACGCCUGACCAAGGAGGCCAUCAACGACCACCAAAUGGCGACGACUGGCGGUACCAAGACUGACCUGCUCAAAUGCGGCAAGUGCAGGAAGAACAAUUGCACCUACAAUCAGGUGCAGACACGCAGCGCUGAUGAACCCAUGACCACUUUCUGCUUCUGCAAUGAGUGUGGCCACCGGUGGAAGUUUUGCUGAGCCCUGGACGACGGUGGACACAUCUGAAUUGGCCAAACAAGCCACAGUGUUUGGCCAACGCAGUGUAUCUCUAUUCAUUAUGACUCUUUUUCUUCCCUGCUUGAGUCAUGUUGCAUGCUCAAACGACACCUGCAUCAUCUGAAAAAGAAAAUAAUUAUGCAGUGUUUCAUCCAAAAAAUGAAAAAAACAGCUGUUAUGCCCCUUCUCUCAUCAGUAAAGCUGAACAUCCAUUGUGGAGGCCCACAAGAGUUCUGGCUCUUGAAUACCCAUACGCUUGCUUGGAAAGCGCCCAAACAGCAAAACGAAUGAGUGUUAGAAAGUGAAGCAAAAUGUGUCCAUCUUUGAAACCAUAGUGCUCCUGACCGGACCAUACCAAAGCUGUUGAAUUUUGGGCCACAUUGUUAAGUCCUUUGCGUCCAAAAAAAAAACUGGUCGCUGUAGGGUGUUCUCAUUUCAAGAACAGUUGGGGAAUGGUUUCUGUAGAUAGCAGUCAAGGACACCACAGUGUCACUCCUUCUUUUUGUCUUUAGCACCCUCAGCUGAACCACUUAUUAACUGUUGUUGUACUGUAAGAAGCUUGUUAUGAUUUUCACAUGCUUGUCAAAUCAUCCCGGCACCAUUCAGUAAUAUAGUUAUGUACAUUACUUUAUUUGUGUGUGUGUUUUUGUGUUGAGCAUGGCAAUUCUUUAAAUUAUUCGGCUUGCAUGCAGUGAUAGUCACUACAUCCAUCUUACUUUCUUCACGGUACGUACAGCUCUUCUGUUGCACUAUUCUACACAUGGCAGCCACAUUUAUGAAGGGCAGGGUUCCAUAUUAGAAGCACCAGCACUGGAAAAGUGCUUCAUCCUCUGACGUGUUAGCUUGGAGCAGCUGAGAACAGUGUCACACAGAAAGUUGCCCUCACUCAUUGCUGUUUACCAGCAAGCAUCAAUCAAAACAAUGACGUAGCAGGUGCUUGCACAGCACUAUGUGUCAUUUGUUCUUUCUUUUUAUGGUGAUGCAAAAUUCUGACCCACGUCCAUGACUUGUCUGAAUAAAGCAUAAAAUUUGUGCACACGA
This is a messenger RNA of Dermacentor albipictus, 2038 nucleotides long. Lineage: Eukaryota; Metazoa; Arthropoda; Arachnida; Ixodida; Ixodidae. The record is from RefSeq and is a predicted model, not a curated record.